AUGUCAUCGUUUUGGAAGAUUUUUAUGAUCAGCGUUUCUCUCGCUUCCAUUUGGUUUGAUCGUUGUGACUGUGCAUCAUACAAUUAUUUUGGCGUCCGAGAUGUGACCGACUCAGAUGUUGGGCGGGCACUGUCGGAAUCCAACAGUCGAAAAACUAUUGUUCGACAAGUUUCAGAAACUAAACCACCUGUUAAUAAAUCGACUCGCGGCCUCUAUUACCCGGACGACAUGUUUUUCACUAAUUGGGUGCCGUAUGAACCCACUGCUGACAAUUGUUCUAGAAAACAGUCGCCAGUGACGAAACCGUCGUGUUCCACCUCAAAGUCUACUUUGCAAAAAAAAAAUAAUGAGAUAUCAACUAAGUACCAGACAACUGUCGGUCAGCAAAAAUCCUCGUUUGCUGUGAAAAGUUCGACGAGCAGCCCACAAAUAUCUACCUUAGCCGGACAAAAAACGUCCAAAGACCUACGAAAUUCAAAGAUUAACUUGUCAAGUUCUUCGAGUCAUCAACAAAAGUCCACGUUUGACGUGAAAAGUUCGACGAUUCGCCAACGAAUAUCCACGUUAACCGGGCAAAGAUCGUCUAAAGGCCGACGAAAUUCAAAGUUGGCCCUGCCAAGUUCCUCUAAUGGACAACAAAAGUCCACGUCAGACUUGAAAAGAUCGACCACGGAUAAACAAAAUCCUUCCUCGAGUCAACUACCGAUGUCUACGUCCAUAUUAACGAAAACGAAUUUGAGAAUCCAAGAACAAAAGAGUACGGUUAUAAUGCUAUGUUCACCGAGUGGCCAACGAAAGUCCUCGGUGCAAAGUUCAUCUCCUAGAGACCAACGGAGAAUAACGGUUGACGUGGAAACUGCAACUAGUGGCCCAAAAAGCUAUAGAUUAAGUACCAAAAGAUUUCCCAGUGCCCAGCGGAUGUCUACAGAUCAGAGUGCUUCGAGCCAUCAACGGAAGUUGAAAACGACAACUAAAGAUACUACACUUGACCUAGAAUACUUUACAUACGAUGAAGAUAUGCGUUGA
This is a messenger RNA of Myzus persicae (green peach aphid), 1026 nucleotides long. RefSeq names its product cell wall protein RBR3-like. The coding region runs from base 1 to 1026 and encodes 341 amino acids. The record is from RefSeq and is a predicted model, not a curated record. The transcript has 3 exons. Lineage: Eukaryota; Metazoa; Arthropoda; Insecta; Hemiptera; Aphididae.